Vespa crabro (European hornet) is the source of this 4009-nucleotide messenger RNA. It is a transcript of the gene amon, whose product is annotated as neuroendocrine convertase 2. The record is from RefSeq and is a predicted model, not a curated record. NCBI's taxonomy places the organism in Eukaryota, Metazoa, Arthropoda, Insecta, Hymenoptera, Vespidae. Gene Ontology annotation, biological process: protein processing. The transcript has 12 exons. Gene Ontology annotation, cellular component: trans-Golgi network; Golgi membrane. Bases 810 to 2711 code for a protein of 633 amino acids. Gene Ontology annotation, molecular function: serine-type endopeptidase activity.
ACUCCUGAAACUCGUCGAAACGACUUUUCCAUUAUUUUUUCACGCUUUAACAUUUGUCUUUCUUCAAUAUCGGCAAUCUAUUUUUUGACUAUUAGUUGUCAUAUUUUUGUUUAUCAAAAUAAAUAUUCCUUUCAAUUACACCGUAAUCAAAGUAACUCGAUUUUAUACACUUUUCGAAUAUUUCUGAAUUCUAUUUUCGAGAGAUACCAAUCGAAAGAUAAAAAAGUGAUAACGUGAAAGAAGGAGAGAUAGAGAGAAAGAAAGAAAGAAAGAAAGAGAGAGAGAGAGAAAGAAAGAAAGAGAAAGAGAAAAAGAGAGAAAAAGAGAGAAAAAAAGGUUCGUACGAAAAUGGCGCGUAGAGACGAAAGAAAAAGAAGGAUCGUACGGUAGAGAAAGCUUUGGUCGAGAAGCGCAUGAACCAAAUGGUUAAGGAAUACGAUCGAGUAGGCAUAUCGUACUAGUCGACUGGUAGUCGUUCUCUGUCGAGCUUGAGGAAAGCACGUGUUACUUACGUCAACGAAUCCACCAUCAGCACUAUUACCAACAAAAGCACCACUGGGGUACCAGUAAUAUCGGUUGCGAUCACAUCAUUACCACCACUACCAUCGUGAAGUAAAGGAUCGUAGGCACCAUUGGGUAUUCUCUCGUCCUUCAACCCUUUAUCCCCUCCACAAUCAAAACGACCUAGUACGUAUCUUGUGAUUCGAGAUAGAAGAGCAUCCGAAUUCAUAGUACUAUCCUUCAGUACUUCGAGUAAAGCGGUAGCAACCGUUAAGAUCCUCGGUCUUUAUUAUAAUUCUCAUCUCAGGAUGUUUCUCGCGUUUAUUGUUUUUCUCUUAACCAUCGUUGACACUCGAGCUGAAAUUUUUACGAAUAGUUUCCUCGUUAAAAUGAGGCAACCGGCUGAACGAUAUUUGGCUGAUCAAGUUGCUGCUAGAAACGGAUUCGUCAAUCUUGGACCGAUCCUAGGAAGUCAAAUGGAAUAUCAUUUCGUUCACAAAGCUCUACCACAUGCACGGAGUAAAAGAUCCGUACCACAUAUGCGACGUUUGAAGGUAGACCCAUUGGUGCAUACAGCUGUUCAACAACCUGGAUUUAAAAGAGUAAAGCGAGGUUACAAUACAUUAACCGUGGACAAUCUUGCCUCCUUGUACGAGAUUAAAAAUUCACCAAAUUUAGCAAAUAAAAAUCCAACGGAUCCUUACUUCCAAUAUCAAUGGUAUUUAAAAAAUACUGGACAGAAUGGUGGUAAACCUAAAUUGGAUCUCAACGUUGAAGCUGCCUGGGCACAAGGUGUUACUGGGAAAAACGUGACCACUGCUAUUAUGGACGACGGUGUUGAUUAUAUGCACCCGGACUUGAAAUAUAACUACAACGCUAAAGCUUCUUACGAUUUUAGCAGUAACGAUCCAUUUCCAUAUCCAAGAUAUACGGACGAUUGGUUUAACAGUCAUGGCACCAGAUGUGCCGGUGAAGUAGCAGCAGCUCGAGACAAUGGGGUUUGUGGUGUCGGUGUGGCGUACGAUUCGAAAAUUGCUGGAAUACGGAUGCUGGAUCAGCCUUAUAUGACUGAUUUGAUCGAAGCGAAUAGUAUGGGCCACGAACCUGAUCUGAUCGAUAUUUAUAGUGCCUCAUGGGGCCCAACAGAUGAUGGGAAGACUGUUGAUGGGCCACGAAAUGCGACCAUGAGGGCCAUCGUGCGUGGAGUUAACGAGGGUAGAAAAGGUUUAGGCAAUAUUUAUGUCUGGGCUUCCGGUGAUGGCGGCGAAGAGGACGAUUGUAAUUGCGAUGGAUACGCAGCGAGUAUGUGGACCGUGAGCAUAAACAGUGCCAUUAACGAUGGUCAAAAUGCCCAUUACGAUGAAAGUUGUUCUAGCACGUUAGCUUCGACCUUUAGUAAUGGCGCGAAAGAUCCUAAUACCGGUGUGGCUACGACCGAUCUUUAUGGGAAAUGUACGACGACUCAUAGUGGAACAUCCGCUGCGGCGCCGGAAGCUGCUGGGGUGUUUGCUUUGGCCCUCGAAGCCAAUUCACAGUUGACUUGGAGGGACAUUCAACAUUUGACGGUAUUGACCUCAAAAAGGAAUUCGUUGUUCGAUGCUAAAGGAAGAUUUCAUUGGACUAUGAACGGCGUUGGACUGGAAUUUAAUCAUCUCUUUGGUUAUGGUGUUCUUGAUGCAGGCGCUAUGGUGGCCUUGGCUAAAAAAUGGAAAACCGUACCUCCUAGAUAUCACUGUGAAGCUGGUUCUGUCAUCGAGCCACAGAAAGUUACCAGUGAACGGUCGUUUCUGUUGAAAAUCAAGACCGACGCAUGUGCUGGCACGGAAUAUGCUGUUAACUACUUAGAACACGUUCAAGCUGUUAUUUCCGUAAAUGCUACUCGUCGAGGAGAUCUCGAAUUGUUUCUAACUUCGCCAAUGGGAACUAGGUCGAUGAUAUUAAGUCGCAGAAUCAACGAUGACGACCACAGAGAUGGAUUUACGAAGUGGCCGUUCAUGACAACUCAUACUUGGGGCGAAUAUCCUCAAGGAACUUGGCUGUUAGAGGUUAGCUUAAACUCGCAAAUACCUCAACAUGGUUGGAUUAGAGAAUGGACAUUGAUGUUACACGGUACCAGAGAACCACCAUAUACUGGAUUACCAGCUGCAGAUCCAUAUUCGAAAUUGGCAAUUGUGAAAAAGGCCCACGAAGAACGUUCGAGUGCGAUGUAACGAUAAACGACCGACAUUUCAUAUGGCCGCUCGAAAUUGAAAAUGUUCACGCGAAAUUUAUAAUUUUUUUUCUUUUUUUUUUUCUUUUUUUUUCUUUUUUUUCUUUAUCUUUUCCUUCACGCAUUCGCGUUCUCGAGAACAUCAAUAUUAAUCUUCAUUAAAUCUUACAUACUUCUCUAAAAUUUCUCUCAAAUUCGCAAAGAGACGAAAACAAAAGAAAAAACCAGAAACAGAAAAACAAAAAGAAAGAAUAGCUUUUUACAACUUCCAUUUUUAAAUUGAUUUAUAGGAACAUUUUUUUCGAGCUGACGCGUUAGGAAAGAGUUUUCAAAUAAAAUAAAUAAAAAGAAAAGUGCGACGAAAUUCGACGAACGACGAACGACAAAUUUAACGUAACAAAGAAUAAAUAAGAAACAGAAAUAAAACAAAAAAAAAAACAAAAAAAAGAAGAAAAAAAAACAAAAAAAGAAUUAAUAAAAAUCCAUUUAUUCAACUUACACAAUAUGGAAAAGAUUUAUGGAACGUUAAAAACAAAAAAGCAACAAUAAUAAUAAUAAUAAUAAUAAUAAUAAUAAUAAUAAUAAUAAUAAUAAUUAUAAUUACAAUAUUAAUAAUAAUAAUUAUUAUAAUAACACAAAAAAAGAAUAUGCACAUACAUAUGUCAUAAACGCGCGUUUUUGGCUCGUAUGAGAAAAAAAAUAUGUCCAGUAAGAGUGAGAGAAAGAGGGAGAGAGAGAGAGAGAGAGAGAGAGAGAGAGAGAGAGAGAGAGAGAGAGAGAGAGAGAGAGAGAGAGAGAGAGAGAGAGAGUGUGAGAGAGAGAGAGAAAUUGAAAUUGAAAUUUAAUAAAGAUCUAUAAUAAACGAAAUGAUUCAAUCGAAAAUUUAAUUUAUUCUAUUUCAAUGGUAACGAAUUUGAGCCUGACGCGCGCGUAGUAGUCUUUUUGGGAACAAAAAUAAUUUAUUGUGUAAAAGAAAGUCGUGCUCGUUAAUUUAACGAGCCCGUCCAAAAAAAAUUUUAGCAGAGAUAUUCCAUUAAAUUCGUUCGGUAGCGGAGUUUCAUGGUGUGUUUAGAGUUGACAGCAAUGAUUAUGAAUGCGAAAGAGAGAGAGAGAGAGAGAGAGAGAGAGAGAGAGAGAGAGAGAGAAAGAGAAAGAGAAAGAAAGUUUGUAUGAGAGCAUGAGAGAGAAAGAGAAAGAGAAAGAAAGUUUGUAUGAGAGCAUGAGAGAGAAAGACAAAAGAUCUGUGCCGGUCCAGGCGUGCCAACGUUCGAGUUUAUAAAUAAAAUCAAAUUAACAAAA